AUGAAGACUGCCGUUCUCUUCUCCAUUUCCGCGCUGAGCGCUUACGUUGUUGCUGCGCAGGCGCCCCUCAACGCCCAAUGUGGCGGAUCUGGCUGGACCGGUGAGACCUCGUGCGAAGCCGGGUCGUCCUGCGUGGCCGUCGAUGCGUGGUACAGCCACUGCGUGCGUGCCAUUGCUGUGCGGCAGGAAGAGGAGCAGGAGCAGGAGCAGGGGGGUGACGCCGAGGAGGAGAAGGACAAGAAGAAGGAAGAGGACGCUGGGCAGGAUUCUGAACAGGGUUCGGGCAGCGGUUCUGGGGACGAGGAGACUGGCGGUGAUGCCGGGAAUGAUGCCGGCGGCGAGGAAGCGGGUGGUGAUACCGGCAAUGAUGCCGGUGGUGAUGCCGGUAGCGACAGCGGCAACGACUCUGGAAACGACUCUGGAAGCGGCUCUGGCAACGACACGGGAAACGACACGGGAAACGACAGCGGCAACGAUGAUACGCCAGCUUCGACCCUGCAGACGGUCGUCACUUCGGCCGCCCCCGCUGCGUCUUCGAACCCCGACUCGGGCAAUGACUCGGGCAACGAUUCCGGCAGCGGAUCCGGCGACGACACGGCCACGCCCACCGACGCGGACUCCCCUUCGGCCUCCGCGUCCCUGAGCCCCGGCACACCCAGCCUCUCGGGCGCCCCGCCGUCGGCGACAUCAGCACUGCCGGUCAACCCCGGUGGGUCGGGCACGGCCAACGGCAACAUUCCGGCGCCGGCGGGCACGGAACUGGCGAGCGCACCGAUCAAGGUGUCAGGCGCGCUCGACGGCGGCAUGAAGCUGUACGACCGCGACACGGUCGUGUGCGCGGGCCAGGCGGAGGGCGGCGACGCGGACGCCAUCUUCAUCCUCGACGACGGCGCGACCCUGUCCAACGUCAUCAUCGGGCCGAACCAGGGCGAGGGCGUGCACUGCCUGGGCACCUGCACGCUCGAGAACGUCUGGUUCCAGGCCGUGUGCGAGGACGCCAUCACGCUCAAGCAGUCGGCCGGCACAUCGCGCAUCAUCGGCGGCGGCGCCUUUGACGCCAGCGACAAGAUCAUCCAGUUCAACGGCUUCGGCACCGUCGAGGUGACCGACUUUUACGCCGAGAACUACGGCAAGCUCGUCCGCAGCUGCGGCAACUGCAAGGGCAACGGCGGCGCCCGCAACAUCGUCAUUGGCGGCGUCAAGGCCGUCAGCGGCGGCGCCCUCUGCGGCAUCAACACCAACCUCGGCGACACGUGCUCCGUCGUCGACUCGUGCCAGUCCGAGGGCAAGAGCUGCGAGCUGUUCGAGGGCAACAAUGACGGCGGCGAGCCCGCCAAGAUUGGCGAGGGGCCCGACGGCUCGUCGUGCACCGUGAGCGGGCUGACAACCUGCUGA
Molecule: messenger RNA, 1395 nt
Organism: Verticillium nonalfalfae
Lineage: Eukaryota; Fungi; Ascomycota; Sordariomycetes; Glomerellales; Plectosphaerellaceae
Exons: 2
Coding region: 1-1395 (464 amino acids)
Biological process (GO): pectin catabolic process
Cellular component (GO): extracellular region
Molecular function (GO): pectate lyase activity; cellulose binding
Source: RefSeq, a predicted model, not a curated record